CUUGAAUUCUUUGGUCCUUGAUCUGGAUUAUCCAGCGCUGAGGAAGAACAAGAACAUAGAUAAUUUUUUAAAUAGAUAUGAGAAAAUUGUGGAAAAAAUCCGAGCUUUACAAAUGAAAGCUGAAGACUAUGAUGUUGUUAAGGUGAUUGGAAGAGGGGCUUUUGGAGAAGUGCAGCUGGUUCGCCAUAAAAUGACACAGAAGGUUUAUGCAAUGAAGCUACUUAGUAAAUUUGAAAUGAUCAAGAGAUCAGAUUCAGCCUUUUUCUGGGAAGAAAGAGAUAUUAUGGCCUUUGCCAACAGCCCGUGGGUGGUUCAGCUAUUUUGUGCCUUUCAAGAUGACAAAUAUUUGUACAUGGUAAUGGAAUACAUGCCAGGUGGAGAUCUUGUAAACCUUAUGAGCAAUUAUGAUGUGCCUGAAAAAUGGGCCAAGUUCUACACAGCUGAAGUUGUCCUUGCUCUUGAUGCAAUUCACUCCAUGGGCUUGAUACACAGAGAUGUGAAGCCUGACAAUAUGCUUUUAGAUAAGUAUGGGCAUCUGAAGCUGGCAGAUUUUGGCACUUGCAUGAAAAUGGAUGAAACAGGAAUGGUGCGCUGCGACACAGCCGUGGGGACUCCCGACUACAUCUCGCCCGAAGUCCUGAAAUCGCAGGGGGGUGAUGGUUAUUAUGGACGGGAAUGUGACUGGUGGUCUGUAGGGGUUUUCCUUUUUGAGAUGUUAGUUGGUGAUACUCCUUUUUAUGCAGACUCACUAGUAGGAACGUAUAGUAAAAUUAUGGAUCAUAAGAACUCAUUGCAUUUCCCAGAUGAUGUGGAAAUCUCUAAGCAUGCAAAGAACCUUAUCUGUGCCUUUUUAACUGAUAGGGAUGUACGACUUGGGAGAAACGGGGUAGAAGAAAUAAAGCAUCACCCUUUCUUCAGAAGUGAUCAGUGGAACUGGGACAACAUUCGAGAGACUGCUGCUCCUGUUGUUCCUGAGCUUAGCAGUGAUAUAGAUAGCAGUAAUUUUGAUGACAUUGAGGACGACAAGGGAGAUGUGGAAACCUUUCCAAUCCCCAAAGCCUUCGUGGGAAACCAGCUGCCUUUCAUAGGAUUUACCUACUACAGAGAUAAUUUGUUGCUAAGUGACUCCUCUCAGUCUUGCAGAGAGAACGAAUCUGUGCAAUCUAGUAAAAAUGAGAAUAUGCUAUCCAAAUACAUCUGCUCCAGUGGAAAGUCUCUGGCUACAGAGCACAGCAAAGGGCCGUUUCAGAAAAAACUAAGCAAGCUAGAAGAACAGCUCAGUAAUGAAUUACAAGCCAAAGAUGAACUAGAACAGAAGUACAGGUCUACAAGUGUUCGUUUAGAGAAGAUAGCAAAAGAGCUUGAUGAAGAGAUAACUUCAAGGAAGAAUGUAGAGUCUGCAGUCAGGCAGUUAGAGAGAGAGAAGGCUCUUCUUCAGCAUAAGAAUACAGAAUACCAGAGGAAAGCAGAGCAUGAAGCAGAUAAGAAACGCAAUUUGGAAAAUGAGGUUAACAGUUUGAAAGACCAACUUGAAGAUUUAAAAAAGAGGAAUCAGAAUUCUCAAAUAUCCAAUGAAAAAAUCAACCAACUACAAAGACAGUUGGAUGAAGCCAAUUCUUUGCUGCGGUCAGAGUCUGAUACUGCAGCCAGGUUAAGGAAGAACCAAACAGAAAGCACAAAGCAAAUCCAGCAGCUGGAAAUUAAUAAUAGAGAGCUACAAGAUAAGAACUGCCUGCUAGAGAAUGCAAAACUCAAACUGGAGAAGGAGUAUCUCAAUCUUCAGUCAGCUCUAGAAUCAGAAAGGAGAGAUCGAAGUCAUGGAUCAGAAAUUAUCAGUGAUUUACAAGGUCGAAUAUCUAGCCUCGAAGAAGAAGUGAAAAAUGGAAAGAGUGCAUUAGCCAAACUGGAAAUGGAGAAAAGACAAUUGCAGGAAAAGCUUACAGAUUUAGAAAAGGAAAAGAGCAACAUGGAAAUAGAUAUGACAUAUAAAUUUAAAGUUAUGCAGCAGAACCUUGAACAAGAAGAAGCUGAACAUAAAGCCACAAAAGCACGAUUAGCAGACAAAAAUAAGAUUUAUGAGUCUAUAGAGGAAGCAAAAUCUGAAGCCAUGAAAGAAAUGGAAAAGAAGCUUUUGGAAGAGAGAGCUUUAAAGCAGAAAGUAGAAAAUCGGCUGUUGGAAGCUGAGAAGCAGCGCUCCAUGUUGGACUGUGAUCUGAAACAAUCGCAACAGAAAAUCAACGAGCUCCUUCGGCAAAAGGAUAUACUAAAUGAAGAUGUAAAAAACUUGACAUUAAAAAUAGAGCAAGAAACACAAAAGCGUUGCCUCACUCAAAAUGACCUCAAGAUGCAAACACAGCAGGUCAACACCUUGAAAAUGUCAGAGAAGCAGUUAAAACAGGAGAACAAUCACCUUCAGGAAAUCAAAUUAAGUCUGGAAAAACAAAACAAUGAACUCCGCAAGGAACGUCAAGAUGCAGAUGGACAAAUGAAAGAGCUUCAAGACCAGCUAGAAGCUGAACAGUAUUUCUCAACUCUCUAUAAGACACAAGUUCGAGAACUUAAAGAAGAAUGUGAGGACAAGACCAAAAUGUGUAAGGAAAUGCAGCAAAAGAUACAAGAGUUACAGGAUGAGAGAGAUUCCUUGGCUGCUCAGCUAGAGAUUACUUUGACAAAAGCAGAUUCAGAACAACUUGCCCGUUCCAUUGCUGAAGAACAGUACUCUGAUUUGGAGAAAGAGAAGAUUAUGAAAGAGCUGGAGAUUAAAGAGAUGAUGGCGAGGCAUAAACAGGAACUUACUGAGAAAGAUGCCACCAUAGCCUCGUUGGAGGAAGCAAAUAGGACACUGACCAGUGAUGUGGCUAACCUUGCUAAUGAGAAAGAAGAACUAAAUAAUAAACUGAAGGAAGCACAAGAACAAAUUACAAAGCUAAAAGAAGAAGAAGCAAAUGUAGGAAAUAUUAAAGCACAAUUUGAGAAACAGUUGUUGAAUGAAAGAACAUUAAAAACCCAGGCUGUGAAUAAAUUGGCUGAAAUCAUGAAUCGGAAAGGUCCAGUCAAACGUGGAGCUGACACUGAUGUACGGCGGAAGGAGAAGGAAAAUAGGAAGCUGCAUAUGGAACUGAAGUCUGAACGAGAAAAGUUAACCCAGAUGAUGAUCAAAUAUCAGAAGGAAAUAAAUGAAAUGCAGGCACAAAUAGCAGAAGAGAGUCAGAUACGGAUUGAACUGCAGAUGACUCUGGACAGCAAAGACAGUGACAUUGAACAGCUUCGUUCCCAGCUGCAGUCACUGCACAUUGGGCUGGACAACAGUAGCAUAGGCAGUGGACCUGGAGAGGCUGAGGCAGAUGAUGGAUUCCCUGAAUCAAGAUUGGAAGGCUGGUUAUCAAUGCCUGUUAGAAAUAACACUAAAAAAUUUGGAUGGGUUAAAAAGUAUGUAAUUGUAAGCAGCAAGAAGAUCCUGUUCUAUGACAGUGAGCAAGACAAAGAACAAUCUAAUCCCCAUAUGGUAUUGGAUAUAGACAAACUCUUCCACGUCCGACCAGUCACUCAGACGGAUGUGUACAGAGCAGAUUCCAAGGAAAUUCCUAGGAUAUUCCAGAUCCUAUAUGCUAACGAAGGAGAGAGCAAAAAGGAACAGGAAUUUCCUGUAGAGCCCAUGGGAGAGAAGUCAAAUUACAUUUGUCACAAAGGACAUGAGUUUAUACCUACUCUUUACCACUUCCCAACCAAUUGUGAAGCUUGUAUGAAGCCACUGUGGCACAUGUUUAAACCUCCUCCUGCUCUUGAGUGUCGCCGCUGCCAUAUCAAAUGUCACAAAGAUCACAUGGAUAAAAAAGAAGAGAUUAUAGCGCCUUGCAAAGUGUACUAUGAUAUUUCUACGGCGAAGAAUUUACUACUGUUAGCGAAUUCUACAGAAGAGCAGCAAAAAUGGGUGAGCCGACUGGUGAAAAAAAUACCCAAGAAGCCUCCAGCACCAGACCCCUUUGCUCGAUCUUCUCCCAGAACUUCCAUGAAGGUACAGCCAAACCAAUCCAUCAGACGACCAAGUCGACAGCUUCCUCCAAACAAACCAAGAUUACUUGAUCUGGCUUUUAAGGACUGGGAUUGGUCCUUUGAUGAUGUUGAUGAUAUUGAUGGUGAUGAUGAUGAUGACGAUGUUUUUGAUUUCUGAAGAAGUAUAAGGGCUAACUGCUUUCCGUGAAUGCAGACACAGUCAAGGUGAUAAUUUUCUUCCUGUUACAGCAAGACUGAAACAUAUCUCAAAAUAUAUUAAAAAUAUAUAUUUUCCUGAGAGAUUGUGCUAUAUAUAUCAGAGGUUUACAUUUUUGCUGCAAUAUAAAUUACUAAUCUCUGAGGGUUUUCCUGUAUUCUCCUGAGUGACUGAUCAGUUGAGGAAUGGUUGGUAAAUAGUCAAAGGAUAUGUUAAGUAACCUUUCAAACUCUGUUCCACAAAAGCUUUCUUGGCAAGACAUAUACACUACAUUUCAUAAAAGGAUCAAGAGGAAUGAGUAUUGAAAUGGAAGAAACUGACUUUUCAGCUUUCGUAAAGAUGCCACCAGCACGUCUGCAAGUAGAACCAGAGGAAGAUCCACCAUAGUGAUAUAGACUGCAUCUGUAAGAAGUGACCAUUAUACUGUGUAUAUAUAUUGUACUGUAAUACUGCAAGAGGGUUUUAAAAAUCUUUCCACUUUAUUUUUUUAUGCUUAUUAAUCAGAUACCGUUACUUAUUGCAGUUGCAACUAUGCACUUGUAUAAAGCCAUAAUGUUGAAGUUUAUAUCAUUCAUACACAUCUAUCAGAAGCUGCAUGUCAGUGUUCAGCAGCUAGUAUAGGUUUGAAAUAUAUACUAGUUUCAGCUACGUCAUCAUGGGCAGUCCCCUUUUACCUAAUUGCCUUAAUUUAAUUUGUUUUCAAGUUUUUGUUGCCCAUUCUUUCUAUUUAAGGAAAAAGAAAGUUUACUAGCUCUUAGGAUGCAGUUUUGCUUUGUGGCAGAAAAAAUAGUGCACUAUUUUUACACCUAGUAAGUUUAUCAGUUUCAACCUAUUUUGAAUGUAUAUCGACUGGUUUUAAGGGUGGAGAAGUGUUGGUUACAGAAAUAAUGUCUGAGAUCAUGGGAAUUUACCAGACCAUUUGCUUGUACAUGUAACUGCUCAUCCAGCCCUUUUUUACAAACCUCAGUACUAGUUAUUGACUUAUAUUAACCCUCAUUAAGUGCUAUGAAACUUCAUUUUGCCUUGUUUUUGCAUACUCUCCUAGAUGUGGGGUUUUUUUUAUUUCUGGAAAAUAAAAGAAUCUGUGACUAUUUUUACAUUUCACAACACAAUAUCCGAGGACUGUCACAAACUUUAAGAAAAGUAAAACAUACUGUAGAUGUAUUUUAAAGUUGUAAUCUGGUUCUCUAGCACAUAGCUGUAGGCAUAGAUAAAUAUUUCAGUAGUGUGUUUUGAGAACUGAUAGCUGGGAAGAAAGGGCCUCAGAGGCACUUAAUCUGAUUUUUUUUUUAAACUUGGAGUUGUACAAAAAAAAUAAUUUAUGUGGGCUCCUUCAUGAUGUGUUCAUAAUUAUCCCAGAAAAUGCAUGUUUUAUACAACUACAGUAUGUGAUGUUAAACAUAUUGACAGUAAAAAAUGUA
Messenger RNA from Ficedula albicollis (Collared flycatcher), 5631 nucleotides. RefSeq names its product Rho associated coiled-coil containing protein kinase 2 (gene ROCK2). Gene Ontology annotation, biological process: smooth muscle contraction; mitotic cytokinesis; embryonic morphogenesis. Bases 113 to 4171 code for a protein of 1352 amino acids. The transcript has 33 exons. Gene Ontology annotation, cellular component: cytoskeleton; centrosome; cytoplasm. The record is from RefSeq and is a predicted model, not a curated record. NCBI's taxonomy places the organism in Eukaryota, Metazoa, Chordata, Aves, Passeriformes, Muscicapidae. Gene Ontology annotation, molecular function: small GTPase binding; ATP binding; Rho-dependent protein serine/threonine kinase activity.